This is a messenger RNA of Acinonyx jubatus (cheetah), 2137 nucleotides long. It is a transcript of the gene B3GLCT, whose product is annotated as beta 3-glucosyltransferase. The transcript is spliced from 15 exons. Gene Ontology annotation, cellular component: membrane. Bases 16 to 1812 code for a protein of 598 amino acids. The record is from RefSeq and is a predicted model, not a curated record. Gene Ontology annotation, molecular function: acetylglucosaminyltransferase activity. Lineage: Eukaryota; Metazoa; Chordata; Mammalia; Carnivora; Felidae.
AAAUUCAUACUGCUAAUGAGCUGCGAAGGCCCAAAGCACUCGGCAUGUGCCGGGCCCCGUUGCGGAAACAUAAUGCUUGUUAAAGCGUUGAUCUUUGGCCACAUGCCUGGGCUGGUUCUGUCCUCUGCCCAUGGGGAGUGCCUGGGGCCCUUCAUCCUCAGGCUGGGCGCUGGUGCCUCCAGGUGGGCGGAUGGCUGCGGCCCAGUGUGGCCACGACCCCCAGGGACAGCAGAUUGGUCUGAAAAGGCAGGCCCUGCCCCCUGUUGCUGGGUUGGGGUGCGAUCGUUUCUAUCCCUUCUGCUGGCAUGGAUUAUCUUCAAAGCAGCUUUUGCUUUGGUUUCUGAAGAUACAAAGAAAGAGGUCAAGCAAUCUAAGAAUUUGGAGAAAGGUGGUAUCUCAAGGAAGAGUGACGUAGAUUUAAAAGGAAUUGUAUUUGUCAUCCAGAGUCAAAGUAAUUCUUUUCAUGCAAAGAGAGCAGAACAGUUAAAACAAAGCAUCUUAAAGCAAGCGGCAAAUCUUACACAGGAACUCCCAAGAGUCCUCCUUCUUCAUCAGAUGUCUAAGCAGGAGGGUGCAUGGACCAUACUUCCAUUGUUACCACACUUUUCUGUAACGUAUAGCAGAAAUUCAUCAUGGAUUUUCUUCUGUGAAGAAGAGACAAGAAUACAAAUUCCAGAACUCUUAGAAACACUCAGAAGAUAUGACCCAUCCAAGGAAUGGUUUUUAGGAAAAGCAUUACAUGAUGAAGAAUCUACAAUAAUUCACCAUUAUGCCUUUUCUGAAAAUCCUACCGUUUUUAAAUAUCCAGACUUCGCUGCUGGCUGGGCUCUUAGUGUUCCACUUGUAAACAAGCUUACCAAGAGAUUAAGGAGUGAAUCCCUGAAAUCCGACUUCACAAUAGAUUUAAAACAUGAGAUUGCCCUCUACAUCUGGGACAAAGGGGAUGGGCGUCCCCUUACUUCGGUGCCCGAGUUUUGUACAGAUGCUGUGAAUGCCUACUGUGCUACCACGUUCCAUUCUUUCCUACCACUUUGCGGACAUCCAGUGAAGAAAGAGGAUAUAUUUUUCGCAGUAAAAACAUGCAAGAAAUUUCAUGGUGAUAGAAUCCCCAUUGUAAAGCAGACCUGGGCAGGACAGGCAAGUCUCAUUGAAUACUACAGUGAUCACGCAGAAAGUUCUAUUCCUACAGUAGAUCUGGGGAUUCCUAAUACAGAUAGAGGUCAUUGUGGAAAGACAUUUGCCAUUUUGGAAAGAUUUUUGAAUCACAGCCAUGACAAAAUAGCAUGGUUAGUCAUUGUGGAUGAUGACACGUUAAUAAGCAUCUCCAGGCUCCAGCACUUGCUUAGCUGUUACGACUCCAGCGAACCGCUAUUUCUGGGAGAGCGUUACGGCUACGGCCUGGGCACUGGAGGCUACAGCUACGUCACGGGAGGAGGAGGAUUAAUGGUCUCCAGGAGCUGCUCUAACCCCUUUCUCUGUCUGCUCUGGCUUCCCACUAGAAUGGUCUUCAGCAGAGAAGCAAUCAGGAGACUUCUCGCCAGUAAGUGUCGCUGCUACAGCAAUGAUGCCCCCGAUGAUAUGGUCCUGGGAAUGUGCUUUAGUGGGUUGGGAAUCCCUGUGACACACAGCCCUCUCUUCCAUCAGGCCCGGCCCGUGGAUUAUCCUAGGGACUACCUUUCUCACCAAAUUCCCAUAUCUUUUCAUAAACACUGGAACAUCGAUCCGGUAAAGGUAUAUUUCACGUGGUUGGCACCCGGUGAGGAAGACAAAGCCAGGCAGGAGACACAGAAAGGCUUUAAGGAAGAGUUGUAAAGCGUGCUGGCCUAUGAGCACAGUUUGGUUACGAGACCGGAGUGGAGGCUGGUGUCGUCCUGCAAGCUCUGACCACAUUGCUUCCAUGUGCCACAUGGCAUUGGGAGACUCUGACUUUAGGUGGAAAUUAUGUAUAUGGUAUUUUUUGAAGGGGGGGGGGAGAAACAGAGUCGUAGGGGAAACAGAUUUUUUUUUUUUCUGGGAAAAAUCACUUGCUUUUUGCAUUAUGCGGUUAUUGUAAUAUACAGUGAUUACUGUGUAUUUUUCAAGCUGUGAUACAGCAGCUUUAUUACUGUCACAGAAAAAUAAAUGGUACCAGAAGUCU